Messenger RNA from Labrus bergylta (ballan wrasse), 3529 nucleotides. It is a transcript of the gene ccdc175, whose product is annotated as coiled-coil domain containing 175. NCBI's taxonomy places the organism in Eukaryota, Metazoa, Chordata, Actinopteri, Labriformes, Labridae. The record is from RefSeq and is a predicted model, not a curated record.
CAGCUUAAGUAUCGAUGAAUGUUUGCUCGAGUGUGCCUAUGUUUUUGAGUUGGGACAUAUUUAAAAGCGCUUUUAGUGAGCUAACUAAGUUUGCUACGAUGCUGUAAUUACGAGACACAAGUUAUAACAUUCUCAAACUACCACAAGUAAUUUCAUGCUUCCAAGGUCACCCGACUCUUAUUUCAAUAUUUAGCUCACAAAACUUUGGGUUAUUUUAUUUUAAUAGGUUACCUUAAUGUUAUCAAGUAGCCUAGCUAUUUGUAUCAUCUACUGGUUAGUGUAUUUUUAGCCACUGCUACUAUCAUGGCCUUGCGGACUUUCCGUAGCAUGCUGUCUUCUUCUGUGGUUGGUCAGCUGUUCCCAUGGCAACCCUGCUCACAAGUUAUCCGCGUAAUAUUUACAGUCUACGGUUUUCGGGGGUAGAAAACUUUAAACUGCUGACACAUCUUCGACCACUAACCGGAAACGAAACACCGACUCGAAAUGGCUUCAUGUCUGGUCCCCGACUUCCCGGCCGUCAUGGUUGCUUUGGAGCAUCUAAAGGAGCUGGACAAGCAGCUAAAAGAGGUUUCUUUUUCAAGUGAAGCCAGCCUCCACCUGACUGAGAUAACUGCAGCUAUCACUGAGCUGGAGGGGGAACGGAGUGCUACCCAUGAGCAUUUAGAGGUGGAAACUAUAGAAAACAGUAAGCUUAGACACCAAAUUAACAACAGGAGUGAAAGAAUAAGUCAGGAAAUCAUGGCUGACGUGGCAGCAGCCCGCGCAUCCAAUGCAGAUGAGAUAAAGCAGCUGCACCAAGACCUCCACAAAGUUAUCCAGCAACAAGACAGAACCGUGAAGAGACAAGAAGCCCUUUUGAGCCAAAAUGAAGGCCUGUACCCAGAGCGAGAGAAGGUGAAGGCUGAACAUGAAGAGAUCAUAGCGGCUCUUAACAAUCAAAUCAACCUAAAGUAUCGCUUGCAGAAUAAGCUGGAUCAGACAUUAGAGCAUAUAGAGGAGCUCAGGUCCUCCAUAGCUGCAGUGAAACAGGACGGAGAAACAGUGCAGCAAAAUAUGAUGCUGGAGAGAGAGGCUUUUUCCAUCAAGAAAGACAGCCUGUCAAAAGAAGAGAACCAGACUGAAGAGCAAAUAACGCAGCAGAAGCAAACAGUCAGUACGUGCAGGGGGGAGUUAGACAGAGUUAAUGAUAAGAACAUGGAAAGUAAUGCACAUUUGGGUGAGCUCACAGUUGGAGUGGCAAAGCUGGAGAGCAGUUUAAGAAGAUUGACUGACUCUCAGUGCCAGUACAAGAAACAGCUGGAGGGGGAGACCCAAAAACAUAAAGACUUAAAACAGGAAAGAGAAACACUGAAGAAAAAAUUAAGCGAGUUAAAGGAAGAAUUCAGCGUUGCAAUCCAACAGCUUAAAGAGGAAAUCGCCAUAGUUGAAGGUAAAAUAGACGAGGGUCACACAUCGAGAUUACUCUGUCAGGACUCACUUGCACAAAUCUAUGAGAUCUUCAAGUGCCAGCAGGAUAAAGAGAAUGAAGUCAGGACAGAAUAUUUCCACGCCUCACAGGAGCUGGAGCGAUCCAAGCUGCAGAUGGAGGAGCGCAUCGCCUCCAUUGUCAAACACAGCAAAGAGAUAAACGAGAUGGACAAGCAGAUCAGAGAGCUCUCGGAUGACUGCACGAUCAAUAAGCGCGUGUUCAAGAGGAAUCAGGAAGAGAUUUGUGGUAAUGUGGAUACAGAGAAGAAGAACAUUGGCCACUUUGAGGAGGAUAAGAGGAGGCUGAAAAAACUAUUGGAGGAGUCAAAAAGGAAGCAGGAAGAGCACAUGCAGAAAAUGGCAAAUUACAUCAGUAGCACCAGGAAGAGAUAUGAGGAGCUUCAACAAGAGAAGGCUGUACUUCACCAGCGACAGCCCAAGAGCGUGGAUGAAAACUUGAUGAUUAGCUAUACGGACCACUGUGAGGUGGAGUACCAACAGAAAGAGACCAAACUCCAUCAGGACAUAGAGCAGUGCAUUGCAGAGACUGAGAUCAUCAUGAGCAGCAACAUGGAGAAGCAGAGGGAGAUGGAAGAGAAAGAGGGGGAGCUGAAGGAGGUGGAGGAAAGUUGGGGUGAAGAGAAGUCGAGACACCAGAAGCUGAAGUUGUUGACCUCCGAGCUUUGUAGAAAUAAAAACUAUCUUGAGCUGUCGAUUGAGGGGAUGAAGGAGAAAACCGGAUCCCUCCUUCAGCCAAAAGUGGAAAUGAAGGCUGAGCUGGGGGAGCUGCAUGUGAGUCACAUGGAUGUGCUCGACAAACAGGCCUCAGAGUUGAGAGCAGUAGAGGUGAGCAUCUAUGAUAAUAGAGUGAAACUGGAGCAGGUCAGCAUGGAGAACAGCAGGCUGCAUCUCCGUAUCAGACAGAUGACAGGGGAUGUUACCAGAGCCAGGGGGGACAAAGAGCGGUACUGGCAGGAGGUCCAGCAGUACAAGCAGAAGAUGUCGUCCCUGUUUGAGAGUUUACAGGACGCAUGGAGAGAGGAUUUAUUGGCAACUCAGGACUUUCAGCGCAGUAAUAGGGGUCUUUGUAUGUCACUGGCUGCCAUGUUGGACCAUCUUAAGAGCAGAAGACAACAGUUAGGGACUGUCAGUACACUGCUGCACCAACAGAUGUUAAACUUUAGCAAACGACUGGGAGAUAAAGCGACUGUAGAGCAGCAGAUCUGAGACGUGUCGCUGUUUCUGGUUGGCUCAAAAGACUGCCGGCCUGUAGUGUCUAUUGUGGUGCAUUUUUGAAUAAAGUAUGAGGCGAUACUAUGAAGUUGUGUCUGUUGGGUUUAUUUUAAUUCAAGCUCAAGUAUAUGAAAAUAUAUAUGCAGAAAAAAAGCAAUCAUCCAAAGUGGGACAUAUUCACUCAUUUGAUCGUCUUCUCAGCCAGUGCAUAGAUGUUACAGUGUAAUAUAGAUACUGUUACAGUACCCGUCUUUAGUAAAGAAACUGGUCAUAACCACAUCAUUGAAGUUAUUCUUGCACUGCCUUUGUUGUUUGAACUGUAGAGCUGCUGUUAAUUUUUUGAAUUCCAUCUGUGCUUUUGUGCAAAAAAAGAAAAUAUAGAAAUAUCCACUGUGAAAGUAGCAUUACCUGAGUUUAAUUUCAUUAGAUCUUAGUCCAUUUCAAUCUAUAUUGUUUCAUGAUUUAAAAUGGUUAGUUUAAGUGGAAUAUAAAUCAUACUUUGCUUUUGACUGUUGCAUCACUAUUUUUUAUUAACAGUCAGUUUUUUUACUAAUAUAGUUUGACAUUAAAGUCUGAAAGGCAUAGAUGUAAUAAAUCAAAUAAAUGAGGGUAAGCUGCUUCGGCGUCAGAGUCGUGGCAUCGUGUAUGUUGGCAUGGUUGAGUGAAUGGCUCACAUUUUGUACUUUUUUUGUACUACUCUAGAAAGAUGAAAUAAAACGUCUCUGCUUUGAAAUCUCAAAGUGUAGUGUGCAGUGUGUUGGUGCAUCCUAUUCCCUUGUAAAUAAAGGAAGACGGGGAAAGUAGUGGUAUUUUGUAAUUUCUAUGGUUA